GGACAGAAGACAACGCCAGCAGCACAAAUGUCUAUCAGAAGAAGUUCACGACCUACAACUCCUCUUCGUCGCGUUCAGCGCGGCUCCUUCUCAGAAUUGUCGCGCAAUGAAUCUUCGGCGACCUUCCCUCUUGAUGCAAUGGAGCCAGCAUUCGCAGAGGUUUCCGAUGCUCUGUCAGACCUCCAUAUCAAUUUGGAGCAGCUACAAGGCAUGCACGAAAGUCUUGCAAAGUUCAGCGAGAGCUUUGCAUCGUUCUUGUACGGGUUGAAUAUGAAUGCGUUCUGCGUGGACUUCCCGGAAGCGCCGGUACCAGAGAGUUUCAAGAGAGCAGAGCAAGAAGCAGCAUUACAGCGCCAAGUUGCAGCAGCUGCACCCCCGUCCUCCUUCCGUCACCCGGAUUCAGAUCAGACAUUCAUGACCAACGAGACGUCCUUCGUCGAGGAACCACCCGCGAGAUCGCAAACAAGCCGGCAGGCACCGACAAAGGCAGGGCCUGGAGCCGGGACUUCACGAGGACGAGGAACUGCCCGUGGGACAGGGCGUGGAGCGAGCGCAACGCGAGGAAGCGGUAUAGGACGCGGAAGAGGAAGAGGAAUGUAGUUCAAUUGAUUUCCAAGCAACC
Molecule: messenger RNA, 622 nt
Organism: Saitoella complicata NRRL Y-17804
Lineage: Eukaryota; Fungi; Ascomycota; Saitoellomycetes; Saitoellales; Saitoellaceae
Exons: 2
Coding region: 28-600 (190 amino acids)
Biological process (GO): mitotic sister chromatid biorientation
Cellular component (GO): mitotic spindle pole body; DASH complex; mitotic spindle polar microtubule
Source: RefSeq, a predicted model, not a curated record